Molecule: messenger RNA, 1326 nt
Organism: Recurvomyces mirabilis
Lineage: Eukaryota; Fungi; Ascomycota; Dothideomycetes; Mycosphaerellales; Teratosphaeriaceae
Gene: ARP3
Product: Arp2/3 complex subunit, actin nucleation center
Exons: 2
Coding region: 1-1326 (441 amino acids)
Biological process (GO): Arp2/3 complex-mediated actin nucleation
Cellular component (GO): Arp2/3 protein complex; actin cortical patch
Molecular function (GO): actin filament binding
Source: RefSeq, a predicted model, not a curated record
AUGGCGCCUCAAACGCCCGCCGUUGUCAUGGACAACGGCACGGGAUACACCAAGCUAGGUUUCGCUGGCAACGACUCACCCUCCUUCGUCUUCCCGACCGCCAUUGCGACGAAAGGCCCAGCAGCAGGAGCCGGAGGUUCAGGCUCUGGACGACCAGCAGUAGGCCAAAAGCCGUCAUUCCUGACUGGUGGCGCAGGCCCAGGUGGACAUCUGUCGGCAAAGAGAGGCACGGAGGACUUGGACUUCUUCAUUGGCGACGAGGCGCUUGGUGCAGCAGCAGGGCCGGGGUACGGUCUACACUACCCUAUACGACAUGGACAAAUCGAGAACUGGGACCAAAUGGAGAGGUUUUGGUCGAACAGCAUCUUCAAAUACUUGAGAGUCGAGCCCGAAGACCACUACUUCCUUCUCACCGAACCACCGCUCAACCCACCUGAGAACAGAGAGAACACAGCCGAGAUCAUGUUCGAAAGCUUCAAUUGUGCUGGACUCUACAUUGCCGUGCAGGCUGUACUCGCAUUGGCAGCAUCGUGGACAUCUUCGAAGGUGCAAGACCGAAGUUUGACAGGUACAGUGAUUGACAGUGGUGAGGGUGUAACCCACGUUAUCCCUGUUGCGGAAGGAUACGUCAUUGGAAGCAGUAUUAAGAGCAUACCAAUUGCUGGGCGAGACAUCACGUACUUCGUACAGUCUCUGCUGCGUGAUCGAGGAGAGCCGGACAGCUCACUGAAGACAGCCGAGAGGAUCAAGGAGGAGUUCUGCUACGUGUGCCCAGAUAUCGUUAAAGAGUUUGCAAGAUUCGAUCGAGAAGCAGACGAUCGAUUCAAGCACUACGAAGUGCAGCAGCCUGGUGGUCGAAGUGUGACAGUCGAUGUUGGCUACGAGCGUUUCUUGGCACCCGAGAUCUUCUUCAACCCCGAAAUCUACAGCUCAGACUUCCUUACACCACUACCUACCAUCGUCGACACCGUCAUCCAAACAUCACCAAUUGAUGUUCGAAGAGGUCUAUACAAGAACAUCGUCCUAUCUGGAGGCUCAACACUAUACAAAGACUUCGGCCGCCGCCUACAACGCGACAUCCGGCACCUAGUAGAUGCCCGCAUUAAAGCCUCCGAAGCACGCGCAGGCAACCAAGCCAAGUCUGGCGGCCUUGACGUCCAAGUCAUCACACACAGAAGACAACGACACGGCCCUUGGUUCGGAGGCUCGUUGCUCGGCCAGACACCAGAAUUCAGGAGUUACUGCCACACGAAAGCCGAGUACGACGAGAUAGGUCCCAGUAUUGUCCGAAGAUUCGCAUUGCUCGGUGGUCCGGGGAGCACGUGA